Molecule: messenger RNA, 3098 nt
Organism: Pomacea canaliculata
Lineage: Eukaryota; Metazoa; Mollusca; Gastropoda; Architaenioglossa; Ampullariidae
Exons: 6
Coding region: 151-711 (186 amino acids)
Source: RefSeq, a predicted model, not a curated record
UGGCGAAUAGUUUGUUCUUGUCGCCACAACUCAGCCGUUGUACUGAUGACGUGGAGGUUAAAAUAGUUUGGGAAAUUACCGCAGGACAAAUAUAAGUAGUCUGACUUGCAAGUAGACAUCAGUCUCCUGCCUCAGGUAUCCACACAGUAGAUGGCGCCACUCAUGGGACUAACUGCUGUCGACAGUACAGUCAUCGUCAUCAUCAUCAUCAUCAUCGCCCUCAGCACCAGUAACAUCAUCACGGUGAAUGAACAGGAAAACCCUCUGAGGCAGCUGAGUCUUGAGAUGCCGAGGGACGCGGUGAUAGUUGAGUGUCGGUUCAGCAGGACCAACCUGAUGGUUGUCAACAUGUCGGAGAAGGGCAACCCUGCCAACGUCUUCUUUCAGAACAAGCCGGAGAAGUGUGUCAGGCCACACAUGUUUGCACACUGCCAACCGACACACGAUUAUGUCACCAUCUGGGCAGUCGUUAUGAACGUCACUGGCACAAACAGGCGCACUGUCUUCUGUAACCGGACGACAGAUGCUGGCCAGUAUCGCACAUUUGAAUCUUUCAACAUCACUUUAGGAGAGCAAGUCAAGCACGAACCCAGUAAAGGCUGCACAAGCUCAUCUAAUAAAAAUUCGGUGUCGUGGGUGAUCAUACUGGUUGUUGAUGCCGUCGUGCUCCAGGCAGUCGUCUCAUCACAUCAACGUUUAUCGUGCGAGUGAUUUCUCUACGGACGUCACAUGUGUACAGCGGUCGUCAGGGCUGACCACAGGCCGGCGCCAUGUUUCCAAACGCUGCGGGGAAGAGUUGCCCUAGCAACAACCAACACACUUCUACACAAAUCAUCCAAACAGUUGACAUUUAGAGGUCACGCAGCUCAAACAAAGCGUGUCGUGUCCAUACUGAGUAGAAGAUGGUCUACAUGUAGUGCUGCUUUGCUGUUACUAAUAUAACUUCGCCAAAGAUCAUCUUUAAAGCUACACUGGUAGGCCUUUGCACGUAUUAAAUAAUCUGUCAAGGAUUGAGAAUAUGUCAACACGCUGACGACACUGUCAGUCAUCUUGUGAUGUACUGUCAUCUACCUGCACCAUAGUGACAGGGGCGAUAAAGCCUGCCUCUCAGAUUGUGCCUGUCUACUGUGUACAUAUAUUUAUAUACUGCUGUUGUACUUGUUAACGGGUGUGCCCGUGUCUGUCUACUCUGUGUGUGUGUGUGUGCUGCUAUUGUACAUGGUAAUGGGGUAGGCCAGUGCCUGUCUAUUGUCUAUAUAUAUAUAGAUAUAUACUGCUAUUGUACAUGGUAAGAGGGUAGGCCCGUGGCUGUCUAUUGUGUAUAUAUAUAUAUACUGCUAUUGUACAUGGUAAUGGGGUAGGCUAGUGCCUGUCUAUUGUAUAUAUAUACUGCUAUUACACAUGUCUGUCUACUGCAUGUGGUACUAUUGAAUCAUUGCCAUUGUAAUGGGGUAUGCCCGUGGCUGUCUAUUGUGUGUGUGUGUAUAUAUACUGUGUAUAUAUACUAUUGUGUGUAUAUACUAUUGUGUAUAUAUACUAUUGUGUGUAUAUAUAUAUACUGCUAUUGUGCAUGGUAAUGGGGUAGGCCAGUGGCUGUCUAUUGUGUGUAUACAUGUAUAUAUAUUUACUGCUAUUGUACAUGGUAAGAGGUAUGGCCGUGUCUGUCUACUGUGUACCCCUACAUGCAAGGACAACAGGCUGAGGCUACUUUUAGAUACUAAUGCUACUAUGUGUGAAUGAAUGUUAAUGAUGUCUAUUGUAUAAACAUUUGAUGGUAUUGUUGAUUGAUGUUACUGCACUCUGUGCUUAUAACCCUUGUUUUCUGAUAAAGCUGCUACUAACUGCCUUCUGGGAUAAACGAGCUGUAUAUUAUGAUAUGCAUCAAGUUCGUAACAAUAUCAGAGUAACCCUCUCAAACACUCGACACAGGUGUUGACAGGUGUUGACAGCUGUCAUUUUGGCAUUUCCAAUGUCCAUGACUGUCAUGCCAUGCACUAUCACGGAUUAAAUAUUUAAAUACUUGCUUAUAAUUUUAAAUACUUAUUUAUAGAAGAUUAGUACUUUCUUUAUCACUAAACAAUAACAUACCUUACGAUGAUAUUCAAAUAUGAAUCUGUUUUAUUCACGCUGAGUAUCAGGGUUAUGGAGGCCGCCAUUGUAACAGAUUCACACCUCACAAUGCUGAAAAGUUAAGAAAAACGGAUUGUGAUAAAAAUGUUUUUCAUUAUUCAUUGUAAUUUAUGCAUUAUCAAAAUGUGUUUAGCCCGCGGACCAGGUAAGCCGCGGUUAAUGUUUGGACCCCAACCACCGCGACUUAAUGGCCGACAUUGCACUCAGCAGCAAAGUCAACAAAUCAUGACAAGCAAACACUCACACAUCAGUGGUCUAAGUCUAUACACAGUGAGUUUUAAAUUCUGCAAACGUAUUUAUUAGUUCUCAAUGUUUACAUAUAUAUAUACUUCAAUUAUCGUUUGGAUGAAUAAGCAGAGCCAUGGUGCUGUUGUCACCUGCCCAUUGCUGUGUGUUACCUGUGUGCACGUGCUCACCUUUAGUGUCAGGUCCUCUGAGGUUUGUCACAUUCAAUGCUUGAAGUCAGCUCAUGAAGACAACACUAUAUUUAGACAUACAACCAUGUCGUCACUUCCUGCUUUCUUGACUAUUCCAGGUGUGAUAAAGAGAAAGAAGUAUUAAAUUUUUCGUUCCUCUUUGUCAUAAAUUACCACCAGAAUAUAAUUUUGUGAUACUUUGUGCUCUACUUCCAUCGAUGUUUGCUGAGCGCUCGACUUAACCUUUGACACCCUGUGUGUGCAUGUCUACGUGUUCUCGUUCUUAUCGAGUGUUUGUACCAACACUCACCAGCUUCAAAGUAAAGCAGGUGUCAAGAAGGUGUAAGGUCUUUUAUUGUAGAGGUUUCUCCAUCGCAAUGUUCUUAGUGAUGAGCUCCAGUGGGACUGACUAGUAUUCUUCACUGAUCGCCUUGUGAUGUGACAACAAUUAUUUCUUUGAUGACUAACAUUGUGUUCACUUGUUGUCAAUCAUUAAUAAUUGAACAGUAGACAAUUUGUAUCAAAGAAUGUAAAAAUAAAUGUGAAAACAAU